Molecule: messenger RNA, 1206 nt
Organism: Magnolia sinica
Lineage: Eukaryota; Viridiplantae; Streptophyta; Magnoliopsida; Magnoliales; Magnoliaceae
Product: peroxidase 72-like
Exons: 4
Coding region: 24-1007 (327 amino acids)
Biological process (GO): hydrogen peroxide catabolic process; response to oxidative stress
Molecular function (GO): peroxidase activity; heme binding
Source: RefSeq, a predicted model, not a curated record
AAAGAAAGAGAAGAGAAAGUGAAAUGGCUGUUUCCAUUAGCUUUGUUAUGGUUUUUUCAGUUCUAGUUUUCGCUCCGGUGUGCUUCUGCCACUACCUAUACCCGCAAUUUUACGAAUAUACAUGCCCGCAAGCACAAGAGAUCGUCCAGUCCGUGGUGGCGAAAGCUGUGGCUAGAGAAGCCCGAAUGGCUGCUUCUUUGCUUAGGCUCCAUUUCCAUGACUGUUUUGUUAAGGGCUGUGAUGGUUCGAUCCUGUUGGACAGCAGUGGGACCAUCAUCAGCGAGAAGGGCGCUCUCCCAAACAAGAACUCGGCAAGAGGGUUCGAGGUGAUCGACGAGAUAAAAUCCGAGCUGGAGAAGGCUUGCCCACAAACCAUCUCCUGUGCUGAUAUUCUUGCUCUUGCUGCGAGGGAUUCUACAGUUCUGGCUGGUGGUCCAAGCUGGGAAGUUCCAUUGGGAAGAAGAGACUCGACGGGUGCAAGCUUGAGUGGCUCCAACAAUAACAUUCCUGCUCCCAACAACACCCUUCCCACCAUCAUCACUAAAUUCAAGCUCAAGGGUCUAGAUCUCGUGGAUCUUGUGGCACUCUCAGGGAGCCACACCAUCGGGCUCGCUAGGUGCACCGUCUUCAGGCAGAGGCUCUACAACCAGUCGGGCAACGGCCAGCCCGACCCCACCCUCGACCAAUCCUACGCCGCCCAGCUCCGGUCAGGCUGCCCGAGAUCCGGCGGUGACAACAACCUCUUCCCCUUGGACUUUAUUACCCCUACAAAAUUCGAUAAUUACUACUUCAAGAACAUAAUCGAAUCGAAAGGCCUUCUUAGCUCAGAUCAGAUCCUCUUCACGAAGAGUGAAGAAACGAUGAAGUUAGUGAAGCAAUAUGCAGAGAACAACGAUCUGUUCAUCGAGCAAUUCGCUAAAUCAAUGGUCAAGAUGGGGAACAUCUCACCCUUGACGGGCCCCAGAGGUGAGAUCAGGAAGAAUUGUAGGAGGAUCAACGGUUAUUAAUCGAUGAGGCAAUGAAGAUUAUCGCUGGUGGAGAUUAACGGACGGUAAUAAGCGAACGCCACGUGCCUAAAUGUGCAACGUGCAUGCUCUUGUUAUUUUAUUUUUUCAUCAUCUUGUUGUUGUUGCUGCUGUGGUAGUUAUAGUUGUUAUUGUUGUCGUCGUCGUCGCUUUUAUUGAAUGAAUUUUAUUUUAUUUAUAA